This is a messenger RNA of Raphanus sativus (radish), 1093 nucleotides long. Its product is annotated as probable LRR receptor-like serine/threonine-protein kinase At1g29720. Bases 43 to 399 code for a protein of 118 amino acids. The transcript has 3 exons. Lineage: Eukaryota; Viridiplantae; Streptophyta; Magnoliopsida; Brassicales; Brassicaceae. The record is from RefSeq and is a predicted model, not a curated record.
AAAUACGCAUACAGAGAUUCAGUAUAUGUAACUUACAUCGAUAUGCCAAUACCAUUCUCCAGUUUUCUUAUGUUCUUUACCAUCGUCACGAGCUUCCUCGUAAUUUUAGCAACAUCGGCUUCACGGCUUCAUCCAGAUGAAUCGAAGGCGCUUAAGGAGAUAGCUACUACACUUGGUAUCAAGGGAUUGGACCUCAAAUCUGAAGAUCCUUGCACUAUGAGCCGUCUAAAGUUUGAUUUUGUUCGGACUGUUGGUGAUGAUGUUAACAACACCAUUAAAUGUGGACGCUGUGACAACAUGAUGACAUGUCAUAUUACCGACAUAUCUCUCAAGAACAUGAAUCUUCCUGGGAAACUUCCGCCUCAGUUAGUGAAGCUUCGGUAUCUCCAGUCCAUGUAAGUUCGGAGUUUUCACACAGGUAACUAUAAGAAAAUAGCAACAAAGCAUAUUUUACUUAUAAAAUUAGCCAUUAUUAGUUUACCAAAAAUAAUUAGCCAUUAUUGUACAAUAUUAAGAAAUUAGCCAUUUGGUGUUACAAAAAAAAAUUAGGAUAAACAAGUGUUUUCACACAGUGAUGUAUGCUGCUACUUUGGAAUUUUAAAUGUAUUAUGCUAGAUUUGAAAAAUGUUUUAGGUUAUUCAUUUUUAUAUUACCAAUCGAGAAUUAGUUAUAUUAAGAAGUACACAAAAAAAAUUGUAUUAAUAAAAAUAUGUCUAAAAGUUUACUGCAGAAAUUUAUCAAAAUGUUUUUUUAUUUUUUGUAAACUAUCAAAAUGUUUUUUUUUUCCUCUGAAAAAUAUUAUUAAACGUAACCAUAACCAUAAUACAAAGCGGGCGGUUUAUCAAAAUCUUGAAAUCGAAAGUCAGGGGACGAAAGAGAUGUUCCCACAGACAGCCCACACAAACGAAACGAAAAGACACACUUGCAGACUAAAGCAAACCAUAACUAAGAACGAGAACUAAUUGAAACCCAAAAACGUUUUGAGACGAAUUAGCAUGCAAUCUUUAAGCGAGAUUCUUUGCAAAAAUACAGUCAUCAAAAGAUAUUUACAAUUGUAAACGCAAACACAAAAUGUUACUGGAAAGUCAACUUC